Dermochelys coriacea (leatherback sea turtle) is the source of this 8010-nucleotide messenger RNA. Its product is annotated as IgGFc-binding protein-like. Gene Ontology annotation, molecular function: protein binding. The record is from RefSeq and is a predicted model, not a curated record. NCBI's taxonomy places the organism in Eukaryota, Metazoa, Chordata, Testudines, Dermochelyidae.
AUGGGCCUCGCCCACCUGCUCCCCACAGCCACCUGGAGACAGGCAGGCGAGAGGUUAUCCAUGGUGACAAGAAGGUUGCUGCUGCUCUGGGCCGGGCUGGUGCUGCUGGCAGGCACCGGCACGGCCACCCCCAUGGGCCGGGAGUUCAUCACGGCCCUCAUGCAGAAUUACCAGAUUGGCUACUCCCAGGCUGACUUCCAGCUCUUCAUCUCCGGCUACUCGCUGUCCAACACCAUCACCGUCGAGAUGCGUAAAUCUCAGUUCCGCCACACUUUCCAGCUUGGCCAGGGCCAGACGGUCUCCAUGAAGAUCCCGGCCAAUGCUGAGAUGUCCAGCACCACCAAGUUCUGCGGCACUGUCCCGGUGCAGGCAGACAAAGAUGUCUCAGUGAUAUCGCUCAAUGCCAAGAAGCUGACGGCCGACACCAGCAUGGUGUACCCGGUCCAGAGCCUGGGCAUAGAGUACUAUGCCAUCACGCCAGCUGGAGAUGUCUCUGGGACCUACAAAGAGUUCUCCAUCAUGGCUGUCCAAUUCCAGAGCAACCAGGAUCUCUCUGGCACCCGGGUGGUAUCCCUGAAGCCGGUGGCAGUGCAGAGUGGGCACAGUUGUGCCCAGAAGAACACCAAGUGCAACCACGAGGCUGAGCAGCUGUUGCCUGUCUCCGGGUGGGGCACGGCUUUCUUUGUGCCACCAAUGCCCUUCCAGGCCAGCUACGACCUGGUGUACAUCGUCGCCUCCCAAGUCACACAGCUCACCUACUUCUCUGGCGGGGCCCAGAGGAGCCAGGGUCUGGUAUCUGGGCAGGUCCUUCAGUUGGAGGUGAGUCUGGCCAAACCACUGUACUUCUCCGCCAGUGCCAGCAUUCAAGUCUUCUUCUUUUGUAUCGGUGGGACCCAGGGCACCAUGCAUUACGACCCCUUCUUGGUCAGCAUCCCGGACAUCUCCAGCUACUGCACCUCCUACUCCAUCGCUGGCCAGCAGGGGUUCAAAAACUGUCAUCAUCGUGGCCAAGACCGCAUCGGCCGCCGGCAUCCCCAUGGAUCGGUGACUCCCGAGCAGGGUGAGCUGGAAAUCGAUUCCUGGCACGGAGUAUUUCUGGGGAGUGUUCAACCUGGGCAUCAGAGCCAGUGCCCACUCAGUGGAGAACCCCAGUGCUGCCUUUGGGCUGCUGAGCGUCGACAUCGCUCAGCAGAAUGGCUACGGCAUGGCCACCCUUUGCCAGAGAGUCCUAUCCUGUCCGCAGCAUCCCCGGUGCUUUCCUGCAGUUCCGUGCAGUGCCAGAAGAAGGAGACCUGCCAGAUGACCAAUGGCAGACCCGUGUGCAUGGACUCUAUGGCAACUUGCUGGGUGCUGGGUGAUCCCCACUACCACACCUUCGAUGGGCGCAACUACGACUUCAUGGGCACCUGCACCUACACCCUGGCCAAGACCUUUAGCUCAGAUUCAGCUCUCCCAGCUUUCCACGUCACGGCUAAGAACGAGAACCAGGGCAAGCAGAGAUUUGCCUACGUGGGCUUUGAGACCGUGCAGGUCUAUGGCUACACUGUCUCCGUAGUCAGAAAUGAAUACGGGCUUGUGAGAGUGAAUGCCCAGCACUCCCGCCUCCCCAACUCCCUGAUGGAGGGGAAACUGAAGCAGUAUAAGAGUGGGGGCUCUGUUGUCAUCGAGACUGACUUCUCCCUGAUGGUCUCCUAUGACUGGGGCAGCUCUCUUGUGGUGAAGAUCUCCAGCAGCUUCUGGGAGAGUGUGCAAGGCCUGUUUGGCAACUACAAUGGGAUGCUAGGGAUGACUUUGCCACCCUGGCUGGGUUGCUGGCUGCCAGCCCUGUGGAGUUUGGGAAGAGCUGGAAGGUGGAGGACGGGGACAGGUUCUGCUGGGACAACUGCCAUGUGGAGUGCAGGAGCUGCUCCCCAGAGCUGGUUGGCAGAGGCGGGGGGCCCCUUCAGCCGCUGCCACUCCAUGAUCGACCCCAAAAUCUACCUGGACAACUGUGUCUACGACCUGUGUAUGAAUGACGGCCUCAAGGAGAUGCUAUGCCGGGUGCUGAUGAGCUAUGCUGAUACUUGCCGGAAAGAGGGGGUGGCCAUCUCCGAGUGGCGAAGUCUUGCAGGCUGCACUCUGCCCUGCCCAGAGAACAGCCAGUACCAGCUCUGCGGCUCCGCGUGUCCUACCUCCUGCAAUGACCGAGCGGCCCCUAACAACUGUUCCUUGCCCUGUGUGGAGACCUGCCAGUGCAAUGAUGGCUUUGUGCUGGAUGCUAGGAAAUGCAUCUCCAAGGCCGGCUGUGGGUGCAAAUUUGAGGGAUGCCUCUAUGCCCCUGGAGAGCAAUUCUGGGGGGACAGCGCCUGCACGAGACGCUGCGUCUGCAACCCACAAACCAGGCAGGUGAAUGGUAUUUUGACCAACCUGCCAUACCAAGUGGGCACAGGGAAGAUCUCCAUGUACCAGAGAGGCUGGGAUGCCAUGAUCCAGGAUUUUGGCCUCACUGUUACCUUCGACUGGCACAGCCGAGUCACCGUCACCGUGCCCAGCACCUAUGCCAGCACCCUGGGCGAUCUGUGUGGCAACUUCAAUGGGGACAGGAGUGACGAGCCAGCUGGGAAGGCCGGCGCAGGUGCCGGGCGCAGCUGGAGAGUGGCCGAGCCCCUGGGCUGCAGCGAAGUUGAUGUGCGGGCCUGCCCUGACUUGGAAGCUCUCGCCCAUCGCCAGCGGGGCAUCAACACCGAGUGCAGGAUCAUCCUGGAAAACACCAGCCCCUUCAGGGAGUGCCACAGCAGAAUUGAUCCCAAGGGCUUCUUCCUCAACCGUGUGUCCGACUACUGCAUGUCCAAGGGGCAGUUGGCCGUGCUAUGGCAGGUGGUUGCUGGCUAUGCCUCAGCCUGCCAGGCCGCUGGGCCAGCCUGUCCCUGGAACAGCCACUACGAGGUCUGCGCCUGGGGCUGCCAGCCGACCUGCAGCAGCCUCUAUGCCCCAGUUCAGUGCUCGGCCCAGUUGGAGGGCUGCGUCUGUGAUGAGGGCUUUGUGCUGAGCGGUGACCGCUGGGUGCCCAUGUCCCAGUGUGGCUGCAUCCACCAGGGCUUUUACUACCAGGCCGGGAAGACCUUCCACCCAACAUGCCAGGAGCAGUGCAUUUGCCAGGCCGGCAGGGACGUGGCCUGCAAGGGCUUGUCCUGUGGCCCCAAGGAGGAGUGUAAGGUGGCGGGCAGUGUCCGGAGAUGCCACCCUGUGGGAUCCGCCACCUGCACGAUCUCUGGAAGCUCCCGCUACAUCACCUUCGACGGCGCUGCCGCCAACUUCCAGGGCACAUGCACCUAUGCCCUGGCCACGACCUGCACUGACGCCCAGAAGCUGAUGCCCUUCGCUGUCCACCUGGAGAACAAGCCGUGGGGCACCGAGCAGGUCCCCGUGGCCAAGCUGGUGUCCAUCCACCUCUAUGGGACCACCCUUUCCCUGCUGCAGGGCAUGAGGGGGCUGAUCAGGGUGGAUGGGGUGUCCCACAAACUGCCUGUGGUCGUGGCCGAUGGGCAGCUUUGGGCGUAUCAGCACGGUGGGAACGUGCUGGUGCAAACCGACUUGAGCCUCACCGCGAGCUACAACUUCCCGUUCAACGUGAGAGUCACCGUCCUGGGGAGCUACCAGGGCCAGAUGUGCGGCCUGUGCGGGAACUACAACGGGCGUCGGGACGACGAGUUCCUGCUCCCCGAUGGCAGUGCGGCCCCUGAUGUGGCAGCGUUUGCCUCUGCCUGGAAAAUCCCAGUCCCAGGGGUGGCCUGUGCAGAUGGAUGCGCCGGGAACAGCUGCCUGGUUUGUGAAGAGACCAAAAAGGACGUCUUCAAACAGCACAACUACUGUGGGCUGCUCACGGCCCCCGACGGCCCCUUCGCUGCCUGCCAUGGCACAGUCAGCCCCAGCGUGUAUUUCAACAACUGCCUGUAUGAUGUGUGCCUGGGCAAUGGGGCUGUACCUGGAAAGGCCCUGUGCCAGAGCAUCCACAGCUACGUGACGGCCUGCCAGGAGGCUGGGGCCCCCAUCCAGCCCUGGAGGAGCGCCUCCUUCUGCUCUCUGAGCUGCCCAGCCAACAGCCACUAUGAGGUGUGUGCUGACCUCUGCACCGCGACCUGCGCCUGGAUCACCGACUCCAUCCCGUGCCCGGAGACUUGUGCCGAAGGUUGCCAGUGUGACGAUGGCUUCUUCUUUGAUGGCCAGGGCUGCGUGACUGUGGAGAGUUGUGGCUGCUUCGAACAGGGGAGAUACAAGUCCAACAAGAUGGUGCUGGUGAACGAAUGUCAGCAAAGAUGCAGCGGCAGCCCGGCCCGAGGGGUGAACUGCGAGUCCCACAGCUGUGCCAGUGAUGAAACCUGUGAGAUCAAAGAUGGUGUCAUGGGCUGCAUCAACAAAGACCCGUUCAAAUCCCUGAGAUGCCGGACCAAGGAGACAUGUAAGGUCGAGAACUGCCAUGCAACGUGUAUCCCUGACUACAAGAAGACCUGCUGGGGCUGGGGGGACCCGCACUACACUUUCUACGGGCUGGACUUCGACUUCCAGGGCACCUGCACCUACACCCUGGCCAAGUACUAGGACGGACCCACCCUAGAGCCCUUCACCAUUGAUGAGAAGAACGACAACCGGGGGGGUAGCCAGGUUGUCUCCUAUGUGCGCCUGACCAACAUCUACGUCUAUGGCUACAACAUCUCCAUCCACAAGAAAGAGGUCGGCAAAGUCCGGCUGAAUGAUGUCAUCGCUAUCCUGCUGCUGACCCUGGCCGAUGGCAAGCUGCGGCUUUUCCAGAGUGGCCUGAGCUCUGUGCUGCAGACGGCCUUUGGCCUGGAGGUCUCCUUUGACUGGAACUGGCUGGUGGAGGUGACCCUGCCCAGCAGCUACUAGGGCGCCACCUGCGGCCGGUGUGGGAAUUACAACCAAGACCCAGUGGACGACAUGGUGAUGCCGGCCGGCGCCCAGCCCAGCUCGGUGGUGGAGUAGGCUGCCAGCUGGAAGGUGAGGGACCGCGACCCAUUCUGCUGGCACAUCUGCCAGGGGAAAUGCCCCACCUGCGAGGAGGAGCAGCGACAGCGCUACCACCGGGAUGAGGCCUGUGGGCUGAUCGCCAAGGUGGACGGCCCCUUCUGUGAAUGCCACCUUAAGCUCAGCCCGGAGAACUUCUUCGACAGCUGUGUCUAUGACGUCUACCUCAACAGGGGCACCAAGAGCAUGCUGUGCCAGGCGCUGGGUGCCUAUGCCGCCAGCUGCCGCACGGAGGGGGUUGUGGUCCGUGACUGGAGGAUGCAAUCCGGCUGCACCCUGCCCUGCCCUGUGAACAGCAACUACGAGGCCUAUGGGAAUGCCUGUCCAGCCAGCUGCUCUGACCAAACUGCCUCCUCCUCCUGCUGGGAGCCCUGUGUGGAGACCUGCCAGUGUGACAAUGGUUACGUCCUCAGCACCGGCCAGUGCGUCCCUGUAGGGAGCUGCGGAUGUGACUAUAAUGGCCGAUACUACAAACCCAGUGAGGAGUUCUGGGCCGAUGAGAACUGCUGCUCUCGGUGCAGGUGUGACCCCAGCCUGGGCAUGGUGGUUUGCCAGGAGACCAGCUGCAAGGCCAGGCACAUGCAUCUCCAGGACAUCCAGGGCAAACAGUUGUUUGAGCUCUGCUCCAAGGACCCCACGUUAACCCCCUUCAACGUCACAAUCCAGAACAACCACGGCAGCAGGGCCUUGUCCUUUGCCGAGGUGGGACCGUGGAGGUGUACGGGCAGAACCAUCACAGACAGCCAGCAGCACCCUCGCAGGAUCCAGUUCCAGGCUGAUGGAGUCUUUGUGGAUCUGCCUUUCUACCACGAGGAGACGCUCCUGGCCUACAUCAGCGGAGCCCAAGUCCUCAUCAAGAUUGCCUUCGAUCUCAGGGUGACCUUCGAUGGGAGCAGCCUGGUCCAGGUCACCAUGCCCAACACCAACGCCAAUGCCCUCUGCGGUCUAUGUGGCAAUGGCAACCAGAGCCCCGGCCAAGAUCUAAUCAUGAGGGACGGGAGCCAGGCCGCCGACACCGUCCAGUUCGCAGAGAGCUGGAAGGGGCGGCUGCCCUGCCAUGGGCUCUCGGUGCUGGACGGCUGCGAUGCCCCCUGUGCUGAAGGGUGUUUCUGCGAUGCCGGGUUCCUCCUGAGCGGAGACCGUAGCGUCCCCGUCGCGCAGUGCGGCUGCGUGCACCAGGGCAGGUACUACAGGAAGGGAGAGGAGUUCUACGCCAGCGCCUCCUCCCGGGAGCAGUGCUGGUGCCAAGACAACGGGAUCGUCGAGUGCCAGGCAGCCUCCUGUGGAGCCAGCGAGCAGUGCAUGGAGAACGGAGUCCUGGGCUGCCAUGCCACAGGCUGCGGCAAAUGCACCAUGGCCGGCGAUUCCCACUGCCUGACCUUGGACGGACGGGCCUUCGACUUCCAGGGCUCCUGCGCUUACACCUUAGCCGAGCUCUGCAGCAGCAGUGCCCAGCUGGCGAACUUCUCUGUGGUGGUGGAGAAGGAGAGCUCUGGCAAUGGUCGUGUGGCUCAGACGAGGACACUGGUAGUCUCUGUCCAUGGCUACACCAUCACCAUGGAGAGGCAGAGGAAAUGGACAGUCGUGGUGAACGGGGAACUCUACGCUCUGACGCUGGUCCUAGACAGCCGGAGAAUCCGUGUGAACCAGGAGGGGAAGAAUGUCGUCGUCCAGACCGAUUUUGGCCUCAAAUUCCUUUAUGACACUUCCUACUACGCCUUGGUGUCCAUCCCCAGCUCCUACAAGGAACACGUGUGCGGCUUGUGGGGCAAAUUCAAUGGCAACAAGAACGAUGACUUCCUGCUGCCCAGUGGGAAGAGCGCCCAGAAUGCAGAUGAGUUCGGGGCCUCCUGGAAGGUGCCCGUUGAUGGUGCCACAUGCGCCAAUGGCUGUGGUGAGAGGUGCCCUGUCUGCGAUGCAGCCAAGACAGCGCCGUACCAGGUCGAGAGCUCCUGUGAGCUGAUCAGAGCCACCUCGGGUCCCUUCAGAGGCUGUCACUCGCUGGUCAGCCCAGCUGAGUACUUCAACCAUUGUCUCUAUGAGUGUGCUGCCAGUGGGGUGGAAGAGACCCUGUGCCAGAGCCUCCAGGCCUAUGCGGCCAUGUGCCAGGCAGCUGGGGCCAAAAUCAGAGCCUGGAGAACGGCCUCCUUCUGCCCUCUGGCCUGCCUGGCCAACAGCCACUAUGAGCUGUGCACUAGAUCCUGUGAUUUCACCUGCGCUGGCUUGUCCACCCCUGCCCAGUGCACGGGGAAGUGUUUUGAAGGCUGCCAGUGCGAUGUGGCUACGCGGCCGAUGGGGAGGGUGAUGUCCCACAAAAGUGCCUCCUCCAUGUGGAGUGACCUCGCAUGGAUGGUGCGUGCCGGGGAAAGAGUCAUCUCCGGUGACUGCUCUGAGACGUGCACCUGCCGUGCCACAGCCAGGCUCAUCUGCGAGCCACACAGCUGCCUUGCUGGAGAGGCCUGCGUGCUCCAGGAUGGGGUGCACGGCUGCAUGAAGCGGGAAGGCCGGUGCACGCUGCUCCCCGGAGCCCGGCUCACCUCCUUCGAUGGCACCUCAGGGAAGGUGCUCGAGAGUGGGGCCUAUGAGGUGGUUUCGCUCUGCAACAGCAGCGCCCCCUCCUGGUUCAGGGUGGUGGUAGAGGUCCAGCAGUGCAGCAACAGGGGAGUGGUGGCUGGUGCAGCCAUCUACGUCUUCUUCCAGGAGGCUUUUGUCGUUGUCAAGAGGAACAAGGAGACAUGGGCAAGAGGGGACUGGGUGAAGAUCUCCAACGUGUCUGUGAGUGAGUCUCAAGGCGGCGUGGCUGUGGUCCAGGCCUUGGGACUGCAGGUUCUGUUCAGUCCCAGUGGGGAGGUGAUGCUGAGAGUCGGCGAGAGCCUGGCUAACAAGCUGUGCACACCCUGCGGGAACUUCAAGGGUGACAUCUCCGAUGACCUGCCGCUGCCCAGCCGCGAGGUUACAGGGAACUUCGCGGAGGUCGUUGCUGCCUGA